Molecule: messenger RNA, 5798 nt
Organism: Nannospalax galili (Upper Galilee mountains blind mole rat)
Lineage: Eukaryota; Metazoa; Chordata; Mammalia; Rodentia; Spalacidae
Gene: Siglec1
Product: sialic acid binding Ig like lectin 1
Exons: 21
Coding region: 222-5342 (1706 amino acids)
Source: RefSeq, a predicted model, not a curated record
GCUAGGAGCACGGGCUUCUGGUUCCUUGCUGGUGGCUGUCCCAGCAGUUUUUAGCCACCCUGCCUUCUGGCUGGAUUGGUAAGCAUAGCAGAUGAAGACUGCCGAGGCUCUGCAGGCUCUGGGGCUGAGGUGCCCCCAAGGCAUUGCUAGGAAGCCUCUGUGAGUCCAGCCAGCCUGUUACUCUGCUCUCAUAGGCACCAGGGCCCACCCAAGUACUGGCAAUGUGUUUCCUACUCUCACUGCUUCUCCUGGCCUCAGUCUUCCCCUCAGGCCAGACCUCAUGGGGUGUCUCUAGUCCCAAGGAUGUGCAGGGUUUGAAGGGGUCUUGCCUGCUUAUCCCCUGCAUAUUCAGCUUCCCGGCGGAUGUAAAGGUGCCAGAUGGCAUCACAGCCAUCUGGUACUAUGACUACUCAGACAAGAGGCAGGUAGUGAGCCACUCAGGGAACCCCACACUGGUGGAGGAGCGCUUCCGAGGCCGAGCCGAGCUACUAGGGAACAUGGAUCACAGAGUGUGCAACUUGCUGCUGAAGGACCUGCAGCCCGAGGACUCCGGCACCUACAACUUCCGCUUUGAGAUCAGUGAGGGCAAUCGCUGGUCAGAUAUCAAAGGCACCUUGGUCACUGUGACAGAGACGCCCAAUGCUCCCACUAUCACUGCCCCAGAGGAGCUGCUUGAGGGCACGGAAGUGAAAUUCAACUGCUCCACACCCUACCUGUGCCUGCAGGAACGCCUCACUCUGCAGUGGCAGGGCCAGGACCCCUCUCGCUCUGUCAUCUCCAGCCUUCAGAAGCUCGAACCCACUGGCAUCAGCCACCUAGAGACCCUUCACAUGGCCCUGUCCUGGCAGGACCAUGACCGGACACUGCGGUGCCAGCUCUCUGUGGCUGCCCACAGCAGUCAGAGAGAGGUCCACCUCCAUGUGCAGCAUGCCCCCAAGGGUGUGGAACUCCUCCUCAGCCCUUCAGGACAGAACAUUCUCCCUGGCGAGCUGGUCACGCUCAUCUGCCAAGUGAACAGCAGCUACCCUGCCGUCAGUUCCGUGCACUGGAUCAAGGAUGGGGUACACCUCAAAGCUGCUGGCCGUGUGCUGCAGCUGUCCCAGGCAACUUGGAAUGACUCUGGGGUCUACACCUGCCAAGCAAAGAAUAGUGUGGGCUCUCUGGCGUCACCCCCAGUCAGCCUCCAUGUUUUUAUGGCUGAGGUCAAGGUGAGCCCAGCAGGCCCCAUCCUGGAGAACCAGACAGUGACACUGACCUGCAACACUCCCAAAGAGGCACCCAGGGAGCUCCGUUACAGCUGGUACAAGAACCACAUCCUGCUGGAGGAUGUCCACACCCCCACCUUGUACCUGCCUAUGGCCACAAGGGCUGACACCGGCUUUUAUUUCUGUGAGGUGCAGAACACCCAGGGCAGUGAGCGCUCUGGCCCAGUCAGUGUGGUGGUCAGACACCCACCCCUCCUCCCGGACCUGACUGCCUUCCUGGAGACACAGGCUGGGCUCGUGGGCAUCCUCCACUGCUCUGUGAUCAGUGAGCCCCUGGCCACAUUGGUGCUAUCCCAUGGGGGCCUCACACUAGCCUCCAGCUCUGAGAAGAACGACUCCAGCCCUCGCUUCAGAGUUUUCUCCACUCCCAACUCCCUGCGCCUAGAGAUCCGUGACUUGCAACCAACUGACAGUGGAGAGUACACUUGCUCAGCCACCAACUUCCUUGGAAAUGCAACCUCCAACCUUCACUUCUCUGCCCGUGUGGCCCGACUCCUCAUCAGCCCUUCAGCCAAGGUUGUAGAAGGGCAAGCAGUGACUCUGAGCUGCAGGAGUGGCCUGACCCCAGCACCUGACAUUCAUUUCUUCUGGUACCUGAAUGGUGGUCUGCUUCUUGAUGGAUCUAGCAGCAGCCUCCUGCUUCCUGCGGCCUCCAGCACGGACGCAGGCUCAUACUACUGCAGAGCACAGGCAGGCUCCAGCACCAGUGGCCCCUCCCUGCCUGCCAUCCUCACUGUACUCUAUGCCCCACGCCAGCCCACAUUCACUGCCCGGCUGGAUGCCUCUGGAGUGGGGGCUGGAUGGCGAGGCCUCCUCUUGUGCCAAGUAGACAGUGAUCCCCCAGCACAGCUACGGCUGCUUCACAAGGGCCACGUUGUGGCUACUUCUGUGCCAGCAAGGGAUGGCUGUAGCACCUGUGGGAGUUGCUCCCAGCGCACUAAGGUCAGCAAAGCCUCCAACCUGCUUCGUGUGGAGAUCCAGAAUCCAGUGCUGGAGGACGAGGGCAUGUACCAGUGUGAGGCCAGCAAUGCACUGGGCAACUCCUCUGCCUCAGCCAUAUUUAAUGCUAAGGCCACUGUCCUGGUCAUCACACCGUCAAACAUGUUGCACGAGGGCACAGAGGCCAUCCUAACUUGCAACGUGAGCCGGGAAGCUACUGGCUCUGCCAACUUCUCCUGGUUCCGGAAUGGAGUGCUGUGGACUCAAGGCCCAUUGGAGACUGUAAGACUGCAACCUGUGGCCAGGACUGAUGCUGCCCUCUAUGCCUGCCGCCUCCUCAGUGAGGCUGGGACCCAGCUCUCAGCUCCUGUGGUCCUGAGUGUGCUAUAUGCCCCAGACCCUCCAAAGCUGUCAGCCCUCCUGGAUGUGGCCCAGGGUCACAUGGCUGUGUUUAUCUGCACUGUGGACAGUCGUCCCCUGGCUCGCCUGUCCCUAUUCCAUGGGGAGCACCUCCUGGCCACCAGCCUGGAACCCCAUCGCCCAUCCCAUGACAGAAUCCAGGCCAAGGUCACAGCCAACUCCCUGCAGCUAGAGAUCCGAGAACUGGGCCUUGAGGACUCUGGAAGCUAUCGCUGUGAGGCCACAAAUGUUCUUGGAUCAGCCAACACCUCACUCUUCUUCCAGGUCCGAGGAGCCUGGGUCCAGGUUUCACCAUCACCAGAGCUCCAGGAGGGCCAGGCUGUGGUCUUGAGUUGCCAGCUGCCCACUGGGGUCCCUGAAGGGACCUCAUACCGCUGGUAUAAGGAUGGCCAGCCACUCCAGGAGUCAACCUCAGCCACAUUCCACAUUGCAGCCAUAAGUCUGAGGCAAGCUGGUGCCUACCAUUGCCAAGCACAGGCUCCAGCCACAGCCACUGCCAGCCUGGCUGCCCCUGUCAGCCUCCAUGUGUCCUACACCCCACGCCAGGCCGCACUCACCACCUUGCUGGACACAGGCCCUGGGCGACUAGGCCUCCUGGUGUGCAGUGUGCACAGUGAUCCUCCAGCCCAGCUGCAGCUAUUUCACCAGGACCGCCUUGUGGCCUCUACCCUACAAAAUGUGGAGGAACUGGCAAGCAGCAAUCCCCGGCUGCAUGUGACUGUGACUCCCAAUACACUGCGCCUGGAGAUCCACAACACAGAGCUGGAGGAUGAUGGUGUCUAUACUUGUGAGGCCACCAACACCCUGGGCCAGGCCUCUGCCAAAGCUGACUUCGAUGCCCAAGCUGUGAGUGUGCAGAUAUGGCCCAAUGCCACUGUUCAGGAGGGACAGCAGGUGAACCUGACUUGCCUGGUGUGGAGCACCCACUUAGCCUCACUCAGCUACACAUGGUACCAGGGUGGGCAGCAGCUCCUUGGUGCCCGUUCCAUCUCCCUGCCCAAUGUCACAGUCAUGGAUGCUACCUCCUACCGCUGUGGUGUGGGAUUCCCUGGCCAAGAACCCUGUCUCUCCAGACCUGUCACCCUGGAUGUCCUCUAUGCUCCGCGCAGCCUGAGGCUGACUUACCUCUUGGAGAGUCAGGACAGGCAGCUGGCCAUAGUACUGUGCACUGUGGACAGUCGCCCACCUGCCCAGCUGGCUCUCAGCCAUGCUGGCCGCCUCCUAGCCUCCUCAACUGCAGCCUCUGUCCCUAACACCCUGCUCCUGAAGCUGCGAGACCCAAAGCCCAGUGAUGAGGGGCUCUACAGUUGCUUUGCCCACAGCGCACUGGGCCAGGCUAACACAUCCCUGGAACUUCACUUGGAAGGUGUACGGGUGACGGUGGCUCCCUCAGCUACUGUACCCGAGGGGUCUCCUGUCACAGUGACCUGCAAGGACCCUGCCGUCCUUCCACCUGCCCUCUAUGCCUGGUACCACAAUGGCCAUUGGAUGCAGGAAGGGCCAGCUGCCUCACUCCAGUUCCUGGUGGCCACACAGGCUCAUGCCGGUGCCUACUCUUGCCAAGUUCAUGAUGCUCAGGGCACACGCAGCUCCCAGCCUGCCACCCUGCAAAUCCUUUAUGCCCCUCGGGAUGCUGUUCUAUCCUCUUUCCGGGAUUCAAGGACCAGGCUCAUGAUUGUGGUACAGUGCACCGUGGACAGUGAGCCACCCGCUGAGCUGGCACUGUCCCACAAUGGCAAGGUGCUAGCCACCAGCCAUGGGCUUCACCGCUCUACCUCGGGGAUGGGCCAUGUCCAGGUAGCCCGCAAUGCCCUUCGGCUGCAGGUACAAGAUAUGACUACAGGUGAUGGUGAUGCCUAUGUUUGCACAGCCCAUAAUGCAUUGGGCUCAGUCAGUACCACUCAGCAGCUGUGGAGGGAGGAUGGUGUGCGUGUGGUAGCUGAACCAGGCCUGGAAGUGCCAGAGGGUGCAGCCCUGAACCUAAGCUGCCACCUCCCCGUUGGCUCCAAGUCCACGGACAACUUUACUUUUAUAUGGUUCUGGAAUAGUCGGCCACUACGUGCUGAGUCAGUGCCCACACUCUCUUUUACCCAUGUGGCCCGGGCCCAGGCUGGGCUGUACCACUGCAGGGCUGAGCUCCCUGUUGGGAUCACUACCUCUGCUCCCGUCAUGCUCCGUGUUCUCUACCCUCCCAAGACACCCAUCAUAACAGUGUUUGUGGAGCCUGAGGGUGGCCUCCAGGGCAUCCUGGACUGUCGAGUGGACAGUGAGCCGCUGGCCAGCCUCACCCUCCACCUGGGCAGUCAACUGGUGGCCUCCAGCCAGCUCAAGGGUGCUCCCAUCGAGCCCCACAUUCACGUCUCUGCUUCCCCCAAUGCCCUAAGAGUGGACAUGGAGGAGCUCCAACCCAGCAACCAGGGGGAAUACGUGUGUUCUGCCUCAAAUGCCCUGGGCUCUGCCUCUGCUUCUGCUUACUUUGGGACCAGAGCCCUGCAUCAGUUGCAACUGUUCCAGUGGCUGCUCUGGGUCCUGGGAUUUCUGGCAGCCUUCCUGUUCCUGUUGCUGGGCCUGGGAGCCUGGCAUGCCUGGAAAAAGAGGCGUUCUUAUAGGCUGAAUAUGAAUAAGAAUUCAAUGGAGAUGUCCACUCAGAAGGACACCACACAGCUCCUUGCUCCUGAUGCAGGCACACAUGGGACCUCACCUGUGCCACAACUCUGAGCUGAUCAACCUGCCUUCAAGAGGAGAUGGUUGCUACUCUCUGAUGACUCAGAUACUGUGAAAGAGGUUCUGUCACCUCUGUACAAGCAGCACAGUGACAUCUGAUGUUCUGUGACCUGUCUUCUAAGCGUCUUGCUCCCAAGAAAAAUGGGUGGCUAGCGUGGAGUGAAGCCCAAUCUACCUAGGAGUAUGCUGAGGCUCUGGGACCGAGUCGGCCAUGUGACUCACUUCUCUUUGAAUCCCUGUCCUCUGUCUCUUCCCUCUCCAUUUCUUUUCUGAAGAGGCACUGCCCCUUUGCCUCUUUUUCCUCAAAGGCACUUUGGACUUUCUGGCUAGACUGGAAGAACAUUUGGGUCCUCACUGACCUGCCAAGACAUUCUGUAUUAGGGGGCUGGAGAGAUGCCUCAGUGGUUAAGAGCACUAGCUGCUCUUGCAGAGGACCCGGGUUUGGUUCCA